GGAAGAGAGGGAGAGGAAGAGGAAGAGAGGGAGAGAGAGAGUAAGAGAGAGAGAGCGAGAGCCACCAGGGACCUGCUGAGCUCCGACAGUGGCUGGUGUUGAGGACUGAACAUGCAGCUUUUGUAGCCUCAGUUGUCAGGGAAGUGGUAUCUGAAGGCCAUGGCUGAAAACCAGGAGUUUCCUAGGAAGAAGUUGGAAGCUGUGACACCCCUGACCUUGACCCUCCUGGAGGGAGGCAACCUGGAACUCAAUUGUGCCAUACUGGUUGAUGGUCAGUGCCAUGAGAUUACACAGAUGUUAAAGAAAACUGAUAAACCAGGAAAGUAUUUAGCUUAUGAAGGCCAUUUUGUAAUGUCAUUCAUUUCAUCACACAUGGAGGAUCACUACAUGCUGUACUGUGAAGGCGUACUCUUAGGGAAACAGUUCAGACAGGCGGAUCUUCUGGGAAGGGAUCCUGAGGAAAACCCAGCAGCUCUGGCAGAGUUCAAGCUGGAUGUCAAGGCCAAGGGUUUUGGCUUGGACAUCUUUGUCCCCAAGCAAAUAGAGACCUGCUCCCUGCAGAGAGAUUAGGGACAAGGACACUGCACUCCUCUGUACCUUCAGGAACCCCUCCUGCAGAGUGUGGAUGAAGCUUGGGGUUCCCCUCCCCCUGUAUCCCUACAUCUAGUCUUUUUACUCUUUCACAUAAAGAAUUUGAGCAACC
This is a messenger RNA of Erinaceus europaeus (western European hedgehog), 703 nucleotides long. RefSeq names its product lipocalin-1-like. Bases 160 to 570 code for a protein of 136 amino acids. Gene Ontology annotation, molecular function: small molecule binding. Lineage: Eukaryota; Metazoa; Chordata; Mammalia; Eulipotyphla; Erinaceidae. The transcript is spliced from 7 exons. The record is from RefSeq and is a predicted model, not a curated record.